CUUAGGAACUAAAAUAAAAAAAACCUUAUCAGAGAGAAGCUUUUGUGAAUGUACUUGUGCAUUAUUCACCGCGAGACAAUAGAAGUUUUAUCGGUCGUGGACACGAAAUCUUAGUUUUUAGAACGCCUCGCCGCGUUCAUAACCUAAAGCCGCCUUAUUUGGGCAAUGGAUAAACCCACAGUUAAAUUCACAGUCAAAGACAACCACAUUCAACCUCGGGAUGUUGUCAACGAGUUGGGCCGCAGGAAGCUGGAGGAUGAGGUGGCCAGUGUCGAGAUCACUGUUCCUGAGGGAGAGAAUCUCAUGAGAAGAACAGCAGCGGACGCCUUCGGCUUCGAACCGCUCAUCAACCAGCAUCACAGCGAAAACGAGCCGGUGGUGCACAGGACACCGUCCGGCGACCACCUCAGCGGCGACGACGCCAAAAUCCGGAUCAGCAUCGAGGGCAUGACCUGUCAGUCGUGCGUGCGCACCAUCGAAGAGACCGUCAGCCAGAAACCCGGUAUAUAUUCAAUAAAAGUCAGCCUGCAGGAUAAGUGUGCGUUCGUCCACUACGACACGAAAACCGUCAGCGAGGAUGGCGUCUGCGAGUACAUCGACGACAUGGGCUUCGAGGCCAGUUUGCCGCUGCUGAAAGACGGACACAGGGUGCAGAACUGUGUGGUGCACAUAAACGGUAUGACGUGCAACUCGUGCGUGCAAAGCAUCGAAGGUAUGAUCUCGACCAAGGAGGGCGUGGAGAGUAUCAAGGUGGACCUGGCGCAGAAGCUGGGACGCAUCAGGUUCGUGACGGGGAAGGUUACGCCGGAUCAGCUGGCCGAACAGAUCGAAGACAUGGGCUUCGACGCCUACGUUACGGAAGUCGACGGCAAGCCUCACAAGAGCAACAAGCCGCCGGAAGUACAUCCGGAAGGGUCGACUAGCUUAGCUAAAAACCUGGACAAGUGUAACUUACACAUAAAAGGCAUGACGUGUGCGUCGUGCGUUGCUGCCAUCGAAAAACACGUACACAAGAUCCAUGGCUGUGAAAAGAUAUUGAUAUCGUUGUUGGCGGCGAGGGCCGAAAUACAGUACGACCCUCUGGUCAUCAGUCCUAACGAAAUAGCAGCCUCCAUCACUGACCUAGGGUUUCCCACCACUGUGUUCCAACAGGCGGGAGUCGGCGAAGCCGAAGUGGACAUAGAGAUUAAAGGCAUGACCUGCUCGAGCUGCGUCCACAAGAUCGAAACCAAAGUCUUUCAACUAGAGGGCGUGCUCAGUGCGAAAGUGGCCCUGACGACGUCCAGGGGCAAGUUCCGGUACGACCCGGAAGUAACGGGGGCCCGCAACAUCAUCGAAGAGAUACAGAAGCUGGGCUUCGAGGCGCGGGUGCACAACAGGGAACGCGGCGCCGACGACUACCUCCAGCACAAGGCGGAGAUCAGGAAGUGGAGGCGGGCCUUCCUGUUCUCGUUGGCGUUCGGCGGUCCGUGCAUGAUCGGCAUGAUGUACUUCAUGGUGGUGAUGCAGGCGAGCGGCAAGUCGCACGAGGAGAUGUGCUGCCUGGUGCCCGGACUGUCGCUGGAGAAUUUCCUGAUGUGGGCGUUGAGCACGCCCGUCAUGAUCUUGGGGGGUCGCCACUUUAUAGUUCAGGCGUACAAGGCGUUGAAACACGGCACGACCAACAUGGACGUACUGAUUGCCAUGGCUACCACUAUUUCGUACGCUUACAGCGUGUGCGUGGUGGUUGCCUAUAUGAUUAUGAGGCAGAAUACGUCACCGCAAACGUUCUUCGACACGCCACCUAUGCUGUUGGUGUUUAUCAGUCUUGGAAGGUGGCUGGAGCACAUUGCUAAAGGUAAAACAUCAGAGGCGCUCAGCAGGUUGUUGUCAUUGAAGGCAACGGAAGCAAUCAUAAUAAAGCUUGGCAAAGAAGGUGAAGUCCUUGAGGAGCAACAAGUACAAGUGGAUUUGGUUCAGAGGGGUGAUUUUAUGAAAGUGGUGCCUGGUGCUAAAAUACCAUGCGAUGGAAAAGUUGUACAGGGUAACUCAAUGUGCGACGAAAGCCUGAUAACCGGCGAAAGCAUGCCGGUGCCGAAGAUCAUCGGCAGCUCAGUGAUCGGCGGCUCCAUCAACCAGCACGGUCUACUAAUAGUCGAGGCGACCCACACCGGCGAGGCCACCACCCUGUCGCAAAUCGUCAAACUGGUCGAAGAGGCGCAAACCUCCAAGGCACCCAUCCAACAGUUGGCCGACAAAAUCGCCGGCUAUUUUGUGCCCAUCGUCGUCUUCCUGAGCUUCCUGACGCUGAUCACGUGGUCGAUAAUCGGCGCCAUCAAUUUGGACUAUUUGCCGCUGUCGAAGCACGAGCUGCACGAUUUUAACAAGACGGAGGUGAUUUUGCAGUUCGUCUUCAGGUGUGCACUCAGCGUGUUGGCGGUGGCGUGUCCCUGUGCGUUGGGUCUGGCUACACCCACCGCUGUUAUGGUCGGAACAGGCGUUGGAGCAAGUAACGGCAUCCUGAUAAAAGGCGCGGAACCCCUGGAGAACGCCCACAAGGUCAAAGUGAUAAUGUUCGACAAAACGGGCACGAUAACGAAGGGAGUGCCCCAAGUGGCCAGGAUGUGGAUGCAGGGCGACUCGCUGACGCCCGGCAUCAUCUUGAGCGUCGUCGGAUGCGCCGAAACCAACUCCGAACACCCCAUCGGUCUCGCCAUCGUGAAGUACGUGAAGGAGGCGCUGGGCACCGACCUGUCCGGCACCAGCAGCAACUUCCAAACCGUGCCCGGCUGCGGGAUGAAGUGCACCGUCGGCAAUUUGGAUCAGAUGGUGAACAACGCCAAGAACGGCAAGGAGCUGAGCGACUUCUCGGCGCUGGUGGCGGCGGGGAGCUCCGGUUUGUUCACCGUUAACGGGGUGCAGGUCGAGGUUACGCACUCGCAGAACAUGAGGCUGGGACAGUUGAUUGGUAUGACGCCUGGUAACCAGGUGCUGGCUGAUAAGUACGAGGUGGUGAUCGGGAAUAGGGAGUGGAUGAACAGGAACGGGUUCACGGUGUCCGCGGACGUGGACAGGAGGAUGUUGGCGGAGGAGGAGCAGGGUAGGUCGGCUGUUUUGUGCUCAAUCAACGGGGAGAUCGUGGCCAUGAUCAGCAUCGCCGAUACGGUCAAGCCUGAGGCUCAUCUGGCUGUUUAUAGUCUCAAGAAAAUGGGGUUGGAGGUGAUACUGUUGACUGGCGACAACCGACAGACGGCUGCAAGCAUCGCACGUCAAGUGGGCAUCACCAAGGUGUAUGCGGAAGUUUUGCCCUCGCACAAGGUGGCGAGGGUGCAGAGGAUGCAGCAGAAGGGCUUCAAGGUCUGCAUGGUGGGCGAUGGGAUCAACGAUUCGCCUGCUUUGGCACAAGCUGAUGUUGGAAUGGCCAUUGCGGCUGGUACUGACGUGGCCGUGGAGGCUGCCCAUGUUGUUUUGAUGAGGAACGACCUGCUGGACGUUGUCGCGUGCUUGAAGCUGAGCAAGAAGACUGUUAACAGGAUCAGGUUGAACUUUUUGUUCGCCAGCAUGUACAAUUUAUUCGGCAUUCCUUUGGCCGCUGGAGUCUUCAGCUUCUCAGGCUUGAUGUUAGCACCGUGGAUGGCUAGCGCAGCAAUGGCACUUAGUUCCGUCUCCGUCGUCUGUUCCAGUUUGCUGUUGAAACUGUGGCACAAACCUACGGCUAUUGAUUUGGAAACGGUCGACUACUUGGCUUCCAAAGAUAAUUGCGACGUCGACGCAAUUUCGAUACAUCGAGGACUGGACGACGUCGAGAACAUUGCACAAACUCCGACAACACUCAGCAGAAUAGAGAAAGAAACGAGUAAAGUUGUUCCUGAACAAGAACAGAAAGCCUGAAGAUCGACUUCUAGACGACGACGAUUUAACGGUGGAUUUCCAGGGGAAAAACCGCUAUGAUCCAUCUGAACCUCUAAUGUAGCAUGUACUCAAUAAAACCAAAACCUUUAAAACGGUUCUUAAUUAUUCCAGGGCGAGUUUUUACAACGUCACAAGACUGAUUAUUUAAUCGUUGCAAAAGUUCGUUCUUUUUUAUCAUUUUAGUUUUUUAAUAUUACAUUUUUAAUGAUCUGUUAUGUUACUUAAUAGUUUUUGAGGCAACGAAAUUAGUUGUUUAUUGUUUUGUGUUUGUGAUAUGUUGAAAUUUAUUUAUUUUACAAAAGUAAAUAUCGUAUUUUAUUAUGCCCAAUAUAAAUUGUAUAUUAUAUAUUAUUUUUAAAAUAAACAGUUAUUAAACU
Molecule: messenger RNA, 4268 nt
Organism: Aethina tumida (small hive beetle)
Lineage: Eukaryota; Metazoa; Arthropoda; Insecta; Coleoptera; Nitidulidae
Gene: ATP7
Product: copper-transporting ATPase 1-like
Exons: 10
Coding region: 166-3870 (1234 amino acids)
Biological process (GO): copper ion homeostasis; monoatomic cation transport
Cellular component (GO): membrane; trans-Golgi network; perinuclear region of cytoplasm
Molecular function (GO): ATP hydrolysis activity; copper ion binding; ATP binding
Source: RefSeq, a predicted model, not a curated record